This is a messenger RNA of Cydia amplana, 2977 nucleotides long. RefSeq names its product glutamate receptor ionotropic, kainate 2-like. Lineage: Eukaryota; Metazoa; Arthropoda; Insecta; Lepidoptera; Tortricidae. The record is from RefSeq and is a predicted model, not a curated record. Gene Ontology annotation, molecular function: transmitter-gated monoatomic ion channel activity involved in regulation of postsynaptic membrane potential; glutamate receptor activity. Bases 254 to 2971 code for a protein of 905 amino acids. Gene Ontology annotation, biological process: monoatomic ion transport; synaptic transmission, glutamatergic; modulation of chemical synaptic transmission. The transcript is spliced from 16 exons. Gene Ontology annotation, cellular component: postsynaptic density membrane; plasma membrane.
ACAAUACUUUGUAAUCACUCCACAUUGUCCAUGCAACACUUUCACUUCGACGAGUGCAAUAAAACGUUAAUAUCUCAGCCUGUACUAUAAUGUUUAUUCAGACAUGAAGCUAUUCGUAUUAUUUCCGGAGAACUAUCGUCAAAUGCCGGCAAUCACAACGCGACGCCGCCGUCUCCGCGACCUAAAAUGUUUUCCAAAAAUAUAUCAGACGGUGUGGUGGCUCUCACUAUGCUUGCACGCCUAAACGUAUAAAAUGGACCGCUUUAAAUUAUUGGUUAUACUGGCACUUGUACUGCAAAUUUGCCAAAUAAAGGCAAUUACUUCGACAAGGAGUCAAUUCCCUAUCUGGGGAUUGUUCACCAGGUUGUCAGAUCAUAAAACAAUAGAAGUGUUCAGAAAAUUUGCAAAUGACUCGAGACGUUCGUACUUUGGCAAAGAGAAGAUUUCAAGAAGUCCUGACAGCUUUACAGUGUCGUUGGAAAUGUGCGAUGACGGCUUUCAAUCAUCAGCGAUAGUUGACGCCAGACCUACCAGAGGAAUUUGUGACAACGUGUGUUUACGUAGCAACAAAUUACAGAUUCCACAUCUAACCUUGGAUUGGGAGCCAGUGGUAUCAACGCCUAAAGAAGGUUUUACAAUUUCCUAUUAUCCACCCCCGGAGGUUAUCUCGAAAGUUUACGCUACUUAUAUCAAAAAGAAGGAUUGGGAUCGAUUCUCAUUUAUGUACGAAGACGAAGGAAGUUUUAUUCGUCUCCAAGAAGUCAUUAAUACUUGGGAAAAUGACAAAAAACCUAUUCUCUUCAAGAAAAUAUAUUCUGAGGGCGACAAUAGGGAAACAUUUAAGCAUGUUUUUAAAGUUGCUCGCCUCAGUUACCAUAUAAUAGACUGCAAAGCGGAUAAUAUUAAAAAGUAUUUACAGGAAAUCACAAGUGUAGUGAACUACACCGCAUACCAAAAUAUUCUAUUAACAUCCUUAGAUGCAUACACGGUUGACUUGACUUCAAUAAACAUCGAAGGUAACGUGACUACUUGGCAUUUAACAAUGGAACAAAAAGACAAAUGGACUGAUAAUCGUAUCGAUAAUCCUAAAAAGAUUGAAACUUAUUUGGCGGCUGAUGCACUCAGUCAUCUCGAGAAAUCUAUUAAAUACAUGUUAGGCAACAUUCCUCAUAGCUUAUACAAUAUACCACAACCUCCGCCUUUGUGCUACGAUGGACAGACUCGGCCAUGGGAAAUGGGACCGAAUCUACGGGAUGCUUUACUUUCGCCUAAUACUGCAAUAAGUCAGGGAUUCACCGGAAACGUAGAAUUUGACGAUAAAGGAAAACGUGUUAAUUUUAUAUUACACUAUUCCAAACUGAACAAUGAAAGCCAAUUUGUAUAUGUCGGCAACUGGAAUUCCACGACGGACAAAAUAGAGGAUAUAAACUUGAACUAUGUUCCUGAUGUUAAAUCAAAUGUUACUUUUAGGGUAGUAACUCGGAAAGAAGCCCCGUAUUAUAUGGUGCCAAAAAACGGUGAUAAACCUGAAGGUUACGUCAUCGAUCUAAUGGAGGAAAUUUUCAAACAUAUCAGAGAAAAGGAACAUCCCGGAUGGUUUCACGUAGUUGACGAUCCUGGCCUGAAAGUUGGUGGCCCAAUAGAGGGCAGCAGGAGAUGGUCCGGAUUAAUGGGUGAAAUAGUGGAACAUAAAGCACAUUUCGCAAUUUCCGACUUGACUAUAACAUCAGAACGGAAUGCUGUGGUAGAUUUCUCAAUUCCGUUCAUGAGCUUGGGCAUCAGCAUGCUGUUCAAGGUGGACCCUCCGCCGGACCCAGAUAUGUUCUCUUUCGUCAACCCGCUCUCCACUGACGUUUGGCUGUACCUCGCUGUGGUGUACAUUAUUACAUCACUUGUUUUACUAAUCUGUGCUAGAAUGAGCCAAGAAGACUGGGUAAACCCGCACCCCUGUGACCGCAACCCCAAGCAACUUCAAAACAUUUGGAGCCUUUACAAUUGUAUGUGGCUGACGAUGGGUUCAAUCAUGACUCAAGGGUGUGAUAUAUUACCUAGGGGUGCCGGAUCUCGGUGGAUAGCGGGCACGUGGUGGUUCUUCGCCAUGAUUGUGACGGCCUCGUAUACGGCCAACAUGUCGACUUUCAUGAGCAACAAUCGUCGUAGCAACAACAUCGAGAGUGCGAAGGAUCUCUCAGAGCAGACAGCUGUCAGCUAUGGUGCAAUGCUUAAUGGCUCCACGCAUAAGUUCUUCCAGAGCUCAAAUGAUCCAGUCUAUCAAAAGCUUUACCAAGGGAUGUCUACCGCCAAUCCUACAACACUCACAGCUAACAAUUAUGAAGGAAUGGAGCGCGUGUUACGGAGUAAAGGAAAAUUUGUAUUCUUUAUGGAAUCGACUACCAUUGAAUACUUUAUGAAGCAAGACUGUAGAUUGAAGAUGGUUGGAGGAAAACUAGACUCCAAGGAUUACGGAAUUGCAAUGCCUAAAAACUCACCGCAUAGAAUGGCUAUAAACAACGCAAUAUUGCACCUUCAGGAAAAAGGAAUACUUCAAGACCUAAAAAAUAAAUGGUGGGUUAAAGAUCCCGACCGCCCAGAUAUCGAGGAAUGCCAGAAUGAUGACUCAAGCGGAAAUAAGGAGAAAGAGGACAGCGGUUCCGUGCAGAUGAAAAAUACGAGUGGGAUAUUCUUGGUGCUCGGUGUUGGGGGAAUUUUAGGUUUCAUCGUUGCGAUUAUCGGGUUCUUCUUACAUUCCCAUGAGAUCGCCGUCAAGGAGGGUAUAUCCUACAAAGAAGCAUUAGCAAGUGAAUGGCGCGUGUCCCUCGACCCCCGCGUGCUGAGCAAGCCAGCAGCGCCGCCGCGCUCUGCCGCUCCUUCCAUCAAAUCCACAUCUCCGAGCCGAGAGCGCUCCCGUUCCAGAGCUGCGUCCGUGCUAGGCUUCGCGCAGUCGUUUAUCAACUUGAAUGAAGUAUACUAGUCCGCC